GGGAGAGUGGAUAUAGUGAAUGCGGGAUCCGGGGAAGACCAGAUAUAGUGAAUGCGGGGUCCGGGGAGAGCGGAUAUAGUGAAUGCAGGGUCUGGGGGGACCAGAUAUAGUGAAUGCGGGGUCCGGGGAGAGCAGAUAUAUAGUGAAUGCGGGAGCGGAUAUAGUGAAUGCGGGGUCCCGGGUCCGGGGAGAGCGGAUAUAGUGAAUGCGGGGUCCGGGGAGAGCGGAUAUAGUGAAUGCAGGGUCCGGGGAGACCAGAUAGUGACACUGUAAUACUUGUGGG
Staurois parvus is the source of this 283-nucleotide messenger RNA. Lineage: Eukaryota; Metazoa; Chordata; Amphibia; Anura; Ranidae. The record is from the annotation of a GenBank genome assembly.